Molecule: messenger RNA, 660 nt
Organism: Rotaria sordida
Lineage: Eukaryota; Metazoa; Rotifera; Eurotatoria; Philodinida; Philodinidae
Source: the annotation of a GenBank genome assembly
AUGAAUAAUCUUCUCCUUCGACAUGUAAAAUUAACUCAUCCUCAAGUAACUUCGAUGCUACAAUAUCAAUGUCGUUUAAAUGCUUCAACAACAACAACAACAACAACAACAACAGCAGGAAGUAAAUCUGUUAUACAACAAAGUCCAAUUGUAUUAGAUAAUACAAAACCACCACCACCAUUAGAUGCUGAUCGUAUGAGAAUGCAUCCACGUAUUGGAAAUCGUGAAAUAGUUGGUUAUGGUUUAAAAGGCAAACCAGAAUAUUUUGAUUUAGUUAUGUUUCCAUGUCCAAGUAUUCGUUGGGAAGCUGAUACAUCAGAAAUUGCUGAAUUAAGAAAAAAAGAAAAAGGUGAUUGGAAACAAUUAUCAACUGAAGACAAAAAACGACUUUAUCGAGCAAGUUUUCGUCAAACAUUCGAAGAAUUUACAGCUCCAUCCGGUAUUUGGAAAUGGACUAUGGGAUGGACUUUAAUUGCAUUAGCAGGUCUCAUUCUAGCUUAUGAUGGAUGGAGACGUGUUGCCUAUCCUUUUGAAACACCAGAUAGUUUCGGUGAGGAAAAAUUAAAGAAACAAUUACAAUAUCAUAUUGCUGCUCGACAAGGUCCUAUGACCGGUCUUUCAGCUAAAUGGGAUUAUGAAACUGGUACAUGGAAAAAAUAA